Molecule: messenger RNA, 942 nt
Organism: Lachancea dasiensis
Lineage: Eukaryota; Fungi; Ascomycota; Saccharomycetes; Saccharomycetales; Saccharomycetaceae
Source: the annotation of a GenBank genome assembly
AUGGAUGACAGCUUACUAUUACGGUUGCAGACCUUACAGCAGAAACUGAGGAGUCCCAGUGGUCCCAAAGCCCUUGUGAAGGCCCAAUCGCCAGCCCAGCUUAUCAUCAAUAAGUAUAGAUACAAGUCCAAAUCUAAAAGGGUCAAACGGAAUGCUUUUCUGCCAGACCACUUGCAGGGCGUUGGAAAGCCUUAUGAAAAUCUCAUGGAUGGGGAGUGUGCCCUCGCGUUUGGAAAACAACGGUUUUUAGAUGAUUUGAAGCUUUCUGCGAGUGCCACCCGGCACACUGCAGUAGCCUGGGAAUCUCAGAGAUUCAAUAUUGCGGUGAUAUCUAGUUUGGGGUGGUACAUACGGCCGCAAACCAGUUCCAAGGGUGCUGGAAUGUUGGUUCUCAAGUGCUCUCGGUGUGCUGAGGUGGUAUACCUAAAGAUUGAAGACCACACGGGAAAAGACUCAUUUGAUGAAAAGGCUACUAAGCUUUUAUGUAACGCUCACAAGCCUCGGUGUGCGCGUCCAAGGCUUGACCUGGGAAAGGACUACUUUUUGAAUAGUGGGAAUUUGUCAUUGGAAUACCAAAGGAUAUCAACUUCCUUGCGUGGAUAUCAAGAUCUUGAAAGUGGAUUGAAAAAUAUUCCCAGCGCUGACAGUGUGAGAAAACUUGUACCAAUAUUCGCCACUCCCGACUUGAAGAUAAAUCCCACGAUAUUGCAUUUUCUGCUCAAAGGCUACACUUUCAUCACACCUAAGAUCGUCGAGUGCUCGGGAUGCUAUCGGCGCGCUUUUGUCACUUCAUUCCAAGACCCAGACUUUUGUGGCCAUACAGCAUGGUGCAAAUACCACGACGAAAUGAAACUCAUAAAUAUCAUGCUCUCAUCUCUCGACGAUAUAAACGCAAGCCGGGAGUUGUCGGAGAGGUUCGAUAGUUUGAAAAGGUUACUUUGA